CUCAUUCCAAACGAAGGAACACGCUCCGAACCGCCCCUCAAUCCGUUGGGGUUUUAUUUUGAGAGGCCCUUCGUUCUUCUCUCUACGGUUAUCUUCUUCGAACAAUUCGUCCGGCGAUUGUAAACUUCUCCUUUCUUCAGAAUGCCGCAGGGAGAUUACAUUGAGCUUCACAGGAAGCGACAUGGCUACCGCCAUGACCACUUCGAGCGAAAACGCAAGAAGGAGGCUCGUGAAGUUCACAAGCGAUCUACCAUGGCCCAGAAGUCUCUGGGUAUUAAGGGCAAGAUGUUCGCGAAGAAACGAUAUGCGGAGAAGGCUCUGAUGAAGAAAACAUUGGCUAUGCAUGAGGAGUCUUCAAGUAGACGCAAGGUUGAUGAUGAUGUUCACGAAGGCGCUCUUCCUGCCUAUCUAUUGGAUCGUGAAAACACAGCUCGGGCCAAAGUUCUUAGCAAUACCAUUAAGCAAAAGAGGAAAGAAAAAGCUGGAAAAUGGGAAGUCCCCCUGCCCAAGGUCAGGCCUGUUGCUGAGGAUGAAAUGUUUAAAGUGAUCAGAACUGGUAAAAGGAAAACAAAGCAAUGGAAGAGGAUGGUCACAAAAGCUACAUUUGUUGGGGCAGGUUUUACAAGAAAACCUCCCAAGUACGAGCGGUUCAUCCGCCCAACAGGACUUCGUUUUACAAAAGCACAUGUAACACACCCUGAACUUAAAUGCACUUUCAAUCUCGAAAUUAUCGGAGUGAAGAAAAAUCCAAAUGGUCCUAUGUAUACUUCUCUUGGUGUCAUGACCAAGGGAGCCAUUAUUGAGGUGAAUGUCAGUGAACUGGGUUUGGUCACACCUGCUGGAAAAGUUGUAUGGGGGAAAUAUGCUCAGGUGACCAAUAAUCCGGAGAAUGAUGGCUGUAUAAAUGCUGUUCUGCUUGUCUAAACGAACUGAUGAUGGGCUUGAAUGACUGGAAGCAGAGGUAGCAUUCUUUUUGAAGCGAUAGCAAGACCUUUUUUUUUCCCGCCUUUUUGGUAUUAGUUCUCUUCGUUGACAUGUAAUCACAAAUGUAUUCUUAAUAUAAAAUGUUCAUGCGGAUUUUGCCCUGGAAAUAGAACUGGUUAUAUUAGAUAUCUAUGGUUAUACUCAUGUUAUAUUA
Messenger RNA from Momordica charantia (bitter melon), 1138 nucleotides. RefSeq names its product Ribosomal protein S8e family protein. Lineage: Eukaryota; Viridiplantae; Streptophyta; Magnoliopsida; Cucurbitales; Cucurbitaceae. The record is from RefSeq and is a predicted model, not a curated record.